UGAAUAUUUGAGGUUAUUAAAAUCUAAUUUACAUUACUUCAAAACACGUUACGUUUAUGUCCAUCACAAACAGCGUUUUGGUUAUCUGACGCCACACGCAUGAAACACGAAGAUGUCUAGUUUGAAUACUCCGCAUCGGAAGGAACGGAUCUUACACGUGAUCGUGUUCACUGUAAUAACGUCUACUAAUAACUAGUGAGGGGGAAACAGGAUUAUCGGAAAAGAAAGUAGUACAGAAUAUUGCUCAUUUUUACUGUUUGGUACACUCUUUGUAGUGAAAAUACUAAGAAACUGUUAAUUAAAAUCGUAUUCUUUGUUUGCUAUACACGUCACGAGACAGCUUUGAUUGCAACAGGUUGACUCAGUGCUACCACUCCAUUCCUUCGCAUGUUAGAGGAGAAGUCAAGGAUAUCAGCUGUCUGAGGUUUUCUUCUUUCUGUUGCGGUUUGUGUAAUUCGUUAUCUGCUCUAUUCGGGACUGACGGUGAGUAAUGUGCACUAGAAAUUCAAAGGACUGCCAAUGGAAAACCCACAACCAAAGCUGCGCAUCAUCACAUAUAUGUGUCCUAGUCAUCCAGUGGAGCUGUAUGAGUUGAUCUUGCAGUAUCUAGAGGAAGAAACUGGCUGUGAGGCUUCACUUCUAUAUGAGUCCAGAAGUCCAGGGCAACUUUCUGAUAGACUGGAUCCAUUCACAGAUGACUCUGCAGAUAUCGGUUUCUCAACUGCAUCAGCUUAUGUGAAGUUACUUGACACACAGAAUAAAUAUGUUGAAUUGCUACCAGUCACAGCUGUAUUUGAUCAUCCCAAGAAAACUGAAGGAGUUAAGGGAUAUUAUUCUGAUGUCAUUAUUCAUGUUGAUGGAAGAAAACGUGUAAAGGAGUUUUUGGAUCUCCGUGGCUGCAGGUUGGCAUACAGUGAUGAGGACUCACUAAGUGCAAGCAAAGUGAUCUUGAAAACUCUUAAAGAACUGGGUGAAAAUGCCUCAUUCUUUGGCGAUACUUUGAGAUCCGGAUCACACCUCAAUUCUAUCCACAUGGUGCUCACAAAGCAAGCGGAGGCAGCAGCAGUAGAUGCAAAUACUCUAGCCUACAAUAAAAAGUACCUGCAAGAUGGAGGAAAGGAUAUACAAGUGUUGGAGAGUAUUGGUCCACUUCCUCCAUAUCCUAUCAUUGUCAAUAAUAGAAUUGAUGGUGAGCAUAAAGGUUGUUUGCAGUGUUAUUUUAAGAAGCUACGAAGCCCAGACAAUCUGCAAAGCAGAACUACCUGCACUGACAAGUUACUAACUCCAUGGUACAGAGUCUUCCUUUCAAAAGUAGACAUUCAGCUCGUCAAGAAAUUCUUUACUGCUAUGGAAGGCAUUUCAUCACUGUCCACAAAAGACCACCCACCACUGGAUCCAAUCCUGAGCCAGUUAAAUCCUGUUUCUCCAACAUCCACUUUAAUAUUAUUCUCCCAUCAAACCUACAUCUUGCAACUGGUGUUUGACAAUUUAUAACUACAAUUAUGUAUUUCCCAUUUUUCCUAAUGUUCUUUUUGUUUAGCUCAUUGCAUUCUUGUUUUAAUUACCCCAGUGACAGUAAAACAUGAAUAAAAAUUAUGAAGAUCCUCAUUA
Messenger RNA from Zootermopsis nevadensis, 1611 nucleotides. The record is from RefSeq and is a predicted model, not a curated record. Lineage: Eukaryota; Metazoa; Arthropoda; Insecta; Blattodea; Termopsidae.